CAAUCCUGAUACACAGUUGACUAUCAACUUCAGAGUUUUGACUGUGUUUGUGACAGUCAGAAUAAUCUUUUCACAAACGUGCAGUUUGUUGUAAAUAACACCAUGUCGGCUCCAGCAACUUCAACUAGCCCCAUACCUUCUGGGGGGAAAGUGUGUAUAACAUUCCCAGAGAUCCUGAUGUUGGGUGAAUUUGUUUUUGGUGGCCUGGUUUGGAUUCUUGUGGCUUCUGCUCGCGUUGCAUUUCCACCGGACCAAGGCUGGGUGAUGUUUGUUUCAGUUUUCUGCUUUGUGAUCACUACGUUGCUGCUCAUCCUCUACACAGCUGGAGUUCAGAACAGUUCAACUGCUUGGAUGGCAGUGGAUGUCUUCUACCAUUUCAUUGCUGCAGUGUUUUAUUUAAGUUGUGCUGUUCUGGAGGCUAGCGACACAAGAUUUCGUUUUUUCCUUCUGAAUCAAGUGCACAAAAUCAACAUUGCUGCUUCGGUCUUUGCAUUUGUGGCCACCUUACUUUAUACGAUACAUGCGGUAAUGUCAAUACUGAGAUGGAAGAACACCUCAUGAAUGCCAGGACAAGAAGCAAAUGUCAUUGAAUCAGAAGAUUUACUCCUUCCCAAACUUACUGAUGUUGUUCUUUCCUUAUUGUUGUUUUACAUCAAUUCUCAUUGCAACUGGUAACUACCAUAUUUACACAUAACCAUGAUGCACAGAGGAGCUAACAAUACCUUGAAAUGUAUUUAAUAUUUAAAGGUUGGAGUACUGAAAGCUCCAAAGGACUGUGGCAGUCUGGAACUCCUUCCAUGAAGUAAACCAAGCUUUAGUCUCAAGUUAAAUUUUAGAUUUGUGUUUUGGGGGUAAGGGUAUUUUUAAAGACUCCAGAAUGAAGUCAGGUUGAUGGUUUAAGCUAUAGAUACAGGUCAUGCAUGACCUAAUUGAUGGACAAGCUGAACCUCUGUUCCUUUAUCCCGGGGUCAGCCUUUAUAUUGUUUAUGCCACUGUUUACUGAAGGACUGAGACCCUGCAAGCAGCUAAUUUUUAUUUUAAAACAGUGGAUCCAAAAUUUUUAACCCCAUGGAGAAUUUCUCUCAGGUUACAAAUUGCGUGAGUGGUUAAUUCUCUUUCCUCAUGCAUGUGUUGGGUGGGGGAAGGAAGCUGUGCUUUUUUUUCUAAAC
Hemiscyllium ocellatum (epaulette shark) is the source of this 1169-nucleotide messenger RNA. Its product is annotated as myelin and lymphocyte protein-like. The transcript has 4 exons. Gene Ontology annotation, cellular component: membrane. Bases 103 to 561 code for a protein of 152 amino acids. Gene Ontology annotation, biological process: myelination. Gene Ontology annotation, molecular function: structural constituent of myelin sheath. NCBI's taxonomy places the organism in Eukaryota, Metazoa, Chordata, Chondrichthyes, Orectolobiformes, Hemiscylliidae. The record is from RefSeq and is a predicted model, not a curated record.